GCGUCGGGUUAGCGACAUUCCUCACGUCGACUUAGGGGUAACAGGUUGGCAAAGAUUGCCCGGUAGAGUUAUCGGCUCACCAACUUCAGAAACUUUUUUCUGAGUGCCAACUCAUCGCAGUCUCGGUCGAGUUGUAAAUCUGUUGGAACCAGGUAAACAGUAGGCCGUUAAUUCGAGGGGUUACCCUGAGGUUGCGUCGAAGAGAGGUGAUCGAGACCGUACUGCGUCGAGGCAGGCAGGUUGACGGGUGCCAAGAGCUUAUUUGACGGUACGAUCAGGUGUGAAUUCCUCCUUGGUUGCACCUAUUGAGCGGUAGACGUUGAGUACACUGACAUUGACUUGUACGACCUCGUGGAAAAGGAGACGAGUUGACAGACGGUACUUGAGACCAGCACCAUUUGCAAGACGCCAACCGAGUGACCUCUACACAGAAAUCAGGUUAAGUGGCUGGAUCUCGUGCUCCGGUUUCAAAAUGACGCUCGACGCACUCUACGUUCAUCCACUUCGCUUGGCGAUCUACUCACUAGCAGUGACCUCCAUCUUCACCGUGGUAACCGGCGAGCCCAAGCCUGCCGCCCGCCUGGUGGGCGGGGAGAACCCUUGGUCCGGCCGUCUGGAGGUGUACUUCAAGCGACAGCGCGCAUACGGGACCGUCUGUGAUGACGGCUGGAAUAUGAACGCCUCGCACGUAGCCUGUCGCAUGCUGGGGUACGCCGACGCGGUCAAUUACCACUUCAGCAAUGUGUUCGGCGCUGGGGAAGGUACGAUCGUACUGGACGAUGUUCGGUGUGCUGGCGAUGAGCCUAGCCUGUUCAAAUGCCAGCGUGCCAAGCUUGGCGUCAGCAACUGUCAUCACAGCGAGGACAUCGGUCUGACCUGCAGCCAGGACACUAUCCAGGAGCGGAUGGAGGCAAGGAGGGCCGCCGUAAGUAUUCGUAGGAGCAAGAUCCGGAAAGAAAGGAAACAGAUAAAAGCUCGCCUUGUGGGAAGGUCCAAGCUCCGACCCAUCUCAGAGGGCGUGGUGGAGCUCUUCUACAAGGGCAAGUGGCGCACCGUGUGCGGGGAGGGUUGGGAUACCCAGGACUCACGGGUAGUGUGUGGCAUGCUCGGCUUCAAAGACUCGCUGCCGCUGAACGAAGGUUACGAAGAGUCGAAAGAUUUCAAGCGGCCAAAAAGCAUGCGGUUCAGCAACUUCCAAUGCACAGGAUCUGAAGUCAUCAUCGGAACCUGCCCCUUCGACGACCUGGAAGACGCAGAGGACUGCCUGUCCGACGCGGUGGCCCACGCUCGCUGCCACCGCGGAGACUUUGUGCUCGACACCCCCUACGACGAGAGCGGAGAACCCCUGGAGAGUACGGCGGAGGAAAGUGACGAGCAAGCGGCAGAACAACCUGUUGAGGUGGUGUCAGCGGGUGAUGAAGGAGACACCAGCACGGAUUCAGGCGGUGACCAAUGGAUGAAUACCACCGCCACGUUACCCGAAGCGGACAUGCCUGCUACGGAGGCUCCGGAAGUCCUGAACGACGAUACCGAGCAAGCGCAGAGAAGAAAGGGGAGGAAUAAAAAACCGGCAAAGAAACAGGCGGCACCAAGGGUUUGGAAACAAAAGCCCACCAUCCGGCUGAAGUCCGGGGCUAACUACGGCGAGGGCCGGGUAGAGGUGCACGUCAAUGGAUACUGGGGGACCGUCUGCAGCGAGGGAUGGGACGAGGUUAGCGCCAGUGUGGCCUGCCGACAACUCGGGUUCGGGGUAGCUAAGGAGGCUAUACCCAACUCGGAGUUCGGACAAGGUGUUGGCCCAAUCUGGCUUUGGCGCGUUCGGUGCGAGGGACACGAGAAGACGCUCCUUGACUGCAGCCACGGCUAUCUGAACGGUAGCAGGUGCACUCACGCCCAGGAUGCUAGCGUGCGCUGCGUGGUACCCGAUAUCGACGCCGCCAGCAAGGUCAGGCUGGAAGGGGGUACCUACGAGAGGGAGGGGCGGGUGGCUGUCUACGUCAACGGGGAAUGGGGCAACAUCUGCGGGGCGAACUGGGGGCUCCUGGCUGGAAAGGUGGUUUGCCGACAGCUGGGGAUGGGACACGCUCGCUACGCACCCGAAAGUACUUUAUCUUACGGGUCUGCAGCCAAGAGAAAUUUCCUCAUGUUGGACGUCCAGUGUACAGGCAACGAGAGAACCAUCAAAGAGUGCAAGUACACGCGUCCCUCCAACACCGACACCUGCAUACGGGCGUUUCGAGCCGGGGUCGUCUGCGUCGACACCUUACCGGACAUCCUCAUGGAUCUCCACAUUCUGCAGUCGUCCGUCCGGGUCCAGGACUGGCCCGAGUCCCUCAUGACAUGCGCUCGCGAGGAAGGGUGCCUCUCGGAUGUCCCCAAUAACUGGGGUCUGCGAAGGCUGCUUCGCUUCACCAGUGCUAUCAUGAACCGAGGCAUGGAACAGUUUCGGCCCUUCUUGUCUCGGUACAGUUGGAUAUGGCACAGCUGCCACAGGCAUUUUCACAGCAUGGAGGUGUUCAGCCAUUACGACCUGAUCAACAGAAAGGGGGAGAGGGUAGCCCAGGGUCACAAGGCCAGCUUCUGCCUGGAGGACGGGCACUGCGACGACGGUGUCUCGCCCCAGUUCUCCUGUAACACCGACCAAGGCAUCUCGGUCAACUGCAUUGAUAUCUACGCCAGCAACAUUGACUGUCAGUGGGUGGAUAUCACCGGGGUCAGGACCGACCUGUACACGCUCAGGAUACAUAUCAAUCCGGAUAAUCUAGUGGCAGAGUCGGAUUACGAGAACAACUUGAUCGAGUGUGACUUGUACUAUGGCAGAACCAUCACAAUUGGCCACUGCGAGUAUGUAACGGACAGAAUGACUAACUAGUGGUUUGAACGACGUCAUCGCUUCAGUUAACAAAGUUCCACAUAUGUGUAAAAGGUCCCACAGAAAGAAUUGUGGACGUCAUUCAAAUUUGUCAACAGUGGAUACUAAUAUCCGAACACCUGGAGGGAUCAUGGAAUGAUUGUUAAAAGCUCUCUGAUAUCUUUAAUAUGAAGGUAGUAUUGCAGUUAUUUGGAGAAAUCUUGUAAAAGACAAAGAUAGGCUCCUGGAGAAGAGUUACAGUUGUUUAGGUCAUCAAUCUCAGGAUGUCACUUUCAGGUCAAACUCAACAGGUGGUUUCUACAUUUUGGCACCCUUUUUGUUGGUGUGUUACUGUAUGGCUGCCCAACAAGUCAAAGAAACAAAUCCAAUAAGAGACUGAUUCUGAUUUUGCAUCUAAAACCAGAUCCCUAUUCAUAUCGUACCUUCGUUAUGAACAUACUAUAGGUUAUUUUAUAAGAAUUACCAUCUUGUUCCUGUAUUUUGCCAUGUUGUAAGUAGCUAAAGCUUAGUGGGCCGUGUAGUCCUUUUAGUUGAAUUUUCAAUUGUAUAAUGUAACUAUAUAAUUUCUAUUUUAAUUCAUCCUAUAAUUGUAGUCCAAGUAGUGUUAACUAGGCCAUGUUACUGUUUCACGUAUGGUGCUUUCACAUUGUUGAUAUAAAAUGUGAUUAUAUAUGUUAAAAUGAACACCGUCAAAGAUGCUUGUCGUAAACAGUUAUCAAAAACGGGCAGAAAAAUGUAUCAAAAUGGAACCAAAAUGGAACAUUGCCCAAGGACGUCAGCCCUUUGUGUCCAAGAAUUCAACUUGUGUAUAGGGAAGGGGCGUAAUCGUACGUCGCCUCUACAUCUUAAGUGUGGUGGAGUGGAGUUUGGCAACCACCAUGAAUUUUGGCAACCACCAUGACUGUUUUUUAAGUUAAGAGAAGUGUUUCUAUGGCUGAGAAAAUAAGGGAAACCAGUCUGUGCAAGCAUGGUUCAAGGAAUAAUCGGUGGAUAUUAUCCUUUUGCUAACAGGUUUUUUUCCCAAGAAUAUUCCAAGAAGAUUGCUGUCGUGAAUUAGAUUUUUAUAGGAGGGAGGGGAUGAGAUUUGUUGUCAGCAUCAACAGGGCCACUCCCCUUUUUUUACUCUUUGAUUUCUACUGCUUCAUGGAUGAGCAGUCUGUUUGCUGAUGCAUUUGAGUACUUCUUUGCAACUAGCAUGGAGAGAAUUUUAGGUUGAUGUCAGUUUAAAUACACUGGUGGAGGCAACCAGCAUUUGUGCAGAGUGGAGCUUUGUAGAAAGUACAUGUACGUUAACCGCCCUCUCUUGCUCAACUUUAUAAGACAUGUCACUGAAAUUUUCACAGUUUUCAGAGGGAAAUCCAAGAUUAAUUUAAGCUGUGCACUGUUCUCGGUAUGUUGCAAAUCUGAAUGUUUCAAAACCAAAAGUAGUUUUGAUAUUUUACUGUGGUGUAACUAACAUUUACUGCCUGCAAACAGGCCACCUGCAUGAACUAUUGACAACGUCCAUACAGUGUUUUGUAAAGCAUGGUUCAACGAUUGUUCUUUUGUUCUCUCUGCCAUGAAAAAACGUUUAUCUUUACUUCUGAAUUUGUCAUUUUAAAAGUAGUACCCAUAAAACUGAUGUAAUUUGAGGACUAGCGAUCAGAUGCAAUUUCAGAUGCAAACCUCCAAUGGCAUUGCACAAGAUACAUCCAGUUAUCUUAGUUGAUUUUCGGUAAUAAAUACCAAUUUUUUUCUGAAUCUUGGUUUGUUCUCUGUGACAGCCACAACAUGAAAAGUGAUACAGAAAGUAGAAAUAAAUGCCCAAGGAAAAAAAAAGAGUACAACAUCUCUAGCUUCGUUUCUGGAACAAUUAUUUUUAUAAAACAUUGUGUAAUAUGAAAUACAAUCAUUCAGUACAUAAUACCUAUGCAUAUAAUGAGUCAUCAAAAAGCUUGAAAUUAGUCAAAACAGCUUUUUUGCAAUGAAUGGCUGUAUUUAAAAAAAAUUGGAAGUACCUUUUUCGUAAUCCAGUGUCUAUUUCCUUGUUUGUCAAAUUACACUGGUAGGAUUAAGCAUUAAAAUGGAACAAGGAUACCUACGGCAAAUAUUCAUGAUCGGAUACUUAAAAUGGAUUGUUAUUUCAUACGUAAAAAGUCACUUUUUCUUUGAUCUUGGCAAAAGCUAAAAAGGGACCUACGGACAGGACAAAUGAGAAAUAUUCAAAAUAUACACUGCAUAGUUGUGGGGGAAAAAGACAAGCACCGCGUGUGUGAAAGUUGCUGGUUUUGUUUUCAAAUGUAUCAGUUACUAAUGGAUAACUUGAGCUGCAAUGAACAUAAAAACUUUGGUUUCAACUUUGAAACAAAAUAUGCCUACGUAACAAAGAUCUGUUUUGGGAGAUACUUUACAUGUACAUGUACAAUGAGGAUCCAUGGCGGGUGAAGAGGUUCAAAUUUAAAACAAAAGCACCAUAUUUCUAAUUCCAAUGAAAACAAUCCACACUGGAAAGCAAACAAUCAGACACGGGGAAACAGACACAAGAGUGAUGAAUAUGUAAAUUUCAAGUGGGAGUGGCUUCGGUAGUAUCAUUUGCAUAAUUGUAGACAGGGCUUGCAUAAAUUGAGUGCCCAGCAGUUAAUGACUCUGGCUUCUUACCAGUUGCAAAACAUAACCUGUUACUUGUCCCACAAGCCCCCUUUGCAUUAUUUGAAGUCAACUGCAUCCUAUACUUGUUAACCUCUAUAAUCACAGUAUCAAAGCAUAAAUAAUUGUACAAAAGAAAUUACUAUACACAGUGAUCUCUGCUGAAGCCAAGUUGAUUACGGACUUGAGUCAGGGUGGUGUCAAAAACCAACCCAUAAGGGGAGAAAAAAGACUGAUUCCCCCCACCCCAUCCAACACUUAACGCCCCACGCCCAGCAGAUUUCUAAAUCUGAUCAAUUAUUCCAAUUAAUAACUUUAAAAAAGAAGAACACAUGCAGUCCAUGAGGAAAAAGGUAUGGAGAGGAGAAAAAUGAUAUAAUUGACUUUCAAUGACAUGCAUAUCAGAAAACCAGAGAUUUCUCAACAUCUCUCCCCCAAACGUUCCUCUCUGGAGGGAGAAGGGAAAUGAACUUUCAGUCAAAUAAAGGAACACUUUGUCUUAUGUCUCCAAGGAAAAUUUGGCACAAUAAGAGUUGGGGGUGGGGUGCUCUUUUCCCUCACAAAAAGCAGCAGUUGAGUUCGAGAAUGGAUUUGGGCGAGUUCGAAUUCUCAUGUUAUUCCACGAGAUCAUACUCGACAAACACCUGAGAGAGCAAUAUCACACCCUAUGAAUCACAACUUUUGGACAUUUGUUAGAAAACUGAGCCAGUAUAUCAACAAGAUUAUUACGUAUUAAAUGAAGAAAUCAUCAAGUACUUUUGAGAACUAGUGUUCCGACUUCAUUAUACAAUAUCCAGUGUUAUACACACCUAUUGCAACUACUCACUACGUGACGCUUACAUAGUCUCUACCCGAUUUACAAUAAUUUACACAAACACAAACCAAAACAAAUUAUGGUAUAUUUCAUCUUUUCGUAUGUACAGAAGACACUAUGUUAAAAACCAAAAACAGAAAAAAAGACAUACAACUCAGAUUAAAAAGAGAAACCAAACCAAACCAAACACUUCAUUCAGAGAGAAAAGAAAGAUCUGCAGCAAUUUUUUUUCUGGAUUAAUAACAAUUUUACCAGAUGUUUAUUUAGCCAACGAAACCCAAACCAACUGAUCAUGUGGUUAAUUAAUUCUGUUUCAUUUUACUUUUUGGACUGUUUAAAUUCCAUUUUUGUAAAAA
Acanthaster planci (crown-of-thorns starfish) is the source of this 6667-nucleotide messenger RNA. RefSeq names its product lysyl oxidase homolog 2A-like. The record is from RefSeq and is a predicted model, not a curated record. Gene Ontology annotation, biological process: peptidyl-lysine oxidation. Gene Ontology annotation, cellular component: membrane. NCBI's taxonomy places the organism in Eukaryota, Metazoa, Echinodermata, Asteroidea, Valvatida, Acanthasteridae. Gene Ontology annotation, molecular function: copper ion binding; protein-lysine 6-oxidase activity.